UGUGUGUGUGUAUAUAUGUGUGUGUAUGUAUGUGUAUAUAUGUAUGUGUAUAUAUCAUAAUAUCACAGAAGUCUGUUAUUUGACCUUACUUGUAAAGUAUCUAAUUAAGAGAUGCAACUUCUGGGUCAAGAGAUAGACAGCUUAUUACUUAGAGAAUAGCUGUAACCAGAGUAUCAGUAAUUUUUGACCAUUUCCCAUAGGGCACUGCAAAGAGGGCCAGAUAAAAUCUGUUCGUGCUGUGUGUUGCAUUACAGGAGAGGAGCCCUGAGCUUAGGGCACCUGAAUCUUUUGUAAUAGACAGUAAGCGUAGCUGACCUUUGCUUUCUGUCUUCUGAGGCUAUUCACUAUAUGAGCAACCUUGAAAAGAUAGUUCAGAAUAAUGGGCUGCCAUUAGCCUAACUCAAAAGACAUGCAGAAAUAGGAAAGACUCAUGCAGUAUGGUUUCCUGACACAUGAAUGAUUCUCAAAUUAUGAUUGACUUUACACAAUGUUUUUGAUUCACAGCUAAGUUCAAAAGAGGUGUCCUUGAUGGACAGACAACAUUCUUCCAAGCUGUGAAUCACAGGCUUAGGUUUCUUCCAUCUUGUGACUGCCUUCUUUAAAAUGCUGCCUGUAUGGCUUGAAUGCUUAUUUUUGUUAUCUAUGUAACAGUUAUCUAUGUAACCAGUGUGGAUACUAGAAAUUUGGGGCUACUAAGGACCAGGCCUAGGGGUGACACACAUCAUUUUCAUUCAGACUGCACUGAUUGGAACCCAGUGCAAUGGCCACAUGUAACUGCAAAGGAAGCUGGGAAACGUCUAGUUACAUGCCAAAUAAAAAGAAAUGAGUUUGGCGAAUAGGCUGUCUCUACCUCAUUUUCGCCCAUUCUUGUUAAUUUGUAUGUAAUUACAGAGAAUGACAGAAGACAGAGCAUUUAAAAAAUGAAAGUUAAAAAACAAAAUCCCACUACAUAUCUCACCAUUGAGAAAUAACUAUCACUUACUACUAAGCAAAUAUCACAGAUUUUUUCUAUGCAUAGAGAUAUACAUACAUACAUAAAAAGGAUAGAAAAAAAUUAUUAAAUUGAGUGAAACCUAGUGAUGUUUUAAACACCAAAGGCAGAUUUACUUGACUGUAUAGAGGGAAAAGAAACCCUUUUUGUACAAAAACAACAACAACAAAAUUUAGCUGAAUGUGUGGUAUGUGCCUGUCAUCACAGCUACUCUGGAGGCUGAGGUUGGAGGAUGCCUUGAGCCUGGAGUUUGAGGCUGUAGUGAGCUAUGAUCAUACCACUGCACUCCAACCUGGGUGAAAGAAUGAGAUCAAAAAAACUUUUUCCUCCUUUACCACAAGAAAUACUAUUUCCUCAAAGAUACCUUUAUGUUUAAUAAUAGAAAUUACAAAAGCAAACAAGACGUUGAAGAGGUGAGACUGUCUUUCUAGUUGGGGUGCUUUUUAGCUGUAAGUGAUGGAAUACUCAAAUCAGAGUGGCUAAAGCAAUUCGAAAUUUAUUACUUCAUGAAGGUUCAGAUGCUAGGCUUUUCUAAGAUUGGUUAAUUUAACAAUAGCCAAUUCAGCUGUAGCACAGCAUUGUUGACUUUUUUGUGAUUUUCUUGACUUUUGCAGUCAUGGUUGCCAGGUCACUGCAGUUGUUCUGAGGAUCAUGGUCUAACACUUGAGCAUCUAAAGGCAGGAAGGGAAGACCUUUAAGAAUGAGGAGAACAGCUAGAAAAUUUCAACAUCUGGCGUGGUGCAGUGGCUCACCCUGUAAUCCAGCACUUUGGGAGAAAUAUAAAGAGAAGGACAAACACAAACAAAAACACAAGAAGCAGCCCGAACCAUCACCUGCAUUGGUUCCAUCCCUGACUGUUACUACAGAAAAAACUUAUACAAGCACUAGCAACAACUCUAUAUCUGGAUCACUGAAGCGCUUGGAAGAUACUACUGCACGAUUUACAAAUGCAAAUUUCCAGGAAGUCUCUGCACACACCUCUAGUGGAAAAGAUGUUUCAGAGACUAGAGGGUCAGAGGGCAAAGGGAAGAAAUCUUCAGCUCACAGCUCAGGUCAAAGGGGAAGAAAGCCUGGUGGUGGAAGAAAUCCAGGAACAACUGUGUCAGCAGCUAGCCCUUUUCCUCAAGGCAGUUUUUCAGGAACUCCAGGCAGUGUAAAAUCAUCUUCUGGAAGUUCAGUACAGUCUCCCCAGGAUUUCCUGAGCUUUACAGACUCAGAUCUGCGUAAUGACAGUUACUCUCACUCCCAACAGUCAUCAGCAACCAAAGAUGUACAUAAAGGAGAGUCUGGAAGCCAGGAAGGGGGGGUAAAUAGUUUUAGUACCUUAAUUGGUCUCCCUUCAACCUCAGCUGUUAUUUCACAGCCUAAAAGCUUUGAAAAUUCACCUGGAGAUUUGGGUAAUUCCAGCCUUCCUACAGCAGGAUAUAAGCGGGCUCAAACUUCUGGCAUAGAAGAAGAAACUGUAAAGGAAAAGAAAAGGAAAGGAAAUAAACAAAGUAAGCAUGGACCUGGUAGACCGAAAGGAAACAAAAAUCAAGAGAAUGUUUCUCAUCUCUCAGUUUCUUCUGCUUCACCAACAUCAUCUGUAGCAUCAGCUGCAGGAAGCAUAACAAGCUCUAGUCUGCAGAAAUCUCCUACAUUGCUCAGGAAUGGAAGUUUACAGAGCCUUAGUGUUGGCUCAUCUCCAGUUGGUUCAGAAAUUUCCAUGCAGUAUCGGCAUGAUGGAGCUUGCCCAACAACUACGUUCUCAGAGUUGCUGAAUGCAAUACACAAUGACAGAGAUGACAGUUCUACACUAACAAAGCAAGAACUUAAAUUCAUAGGUAUUUAUAACAGCAAUGAUGUAGCAGUAUCAUUUCCAAAUGUAGUAUCUGGCUCGGGAUCUAGUACUCCUGUCUCCAGCUCUCACUUACCUCAGCAGUCUUCUGGGCAUUUGCAACAAGUAGGAGCACUCUCUCCCUCAGCGGUGUCAUCUGCAGCCCCUGCUGUUGCUACAACUCAGGCAAAUACCCUAUCUGGAUCUUCGCUUAGUCAGGCACCGUCUCUUAUGUAUGGCAAUAGAUUAAAUCCAAAUUCAUCAAUGGCAGCUCUUAUAGCUCAGUCUGAAAACAAUCAAACAGAUCAAGAUCUUGGAGACAAUAGCCGCAACCUAGUUGGCAGAGGAAGCUCACCCCGAGGAAGUCUCUCGCCACGAUCCCCUGUAAGCAGCUUACAGAUUCGCUAUGAUCAACCAGGCAACAGCAGUUUGGAAAAUCUGCCUCCAGUAGCAGCCAGCAUAGAACAGCUUUUGGAGAGGCAGUGGAGUGAAGGACAGCAGUUUUUAUUAGAACAGGGUACUCCUAGUGACAUUUUAGGAAUGCUGAAGUCAUUACACCAACUUCAAGUUGAAAACCGAAGAUUAGAGGAACAAAUUAAAAACUUGACUGCCAAAAAGGAACGGCUUCAGUUAUUGAAUGCACAGCUUUCAGUGCCUUUUCCAACAAUUACAGCAAAUCCUAGUCCGUCUCAUCAAAUACACACAUUUUCAGCACAGACUGCUCCUACUACUGAUUCCUUGAACAGCAGUAAGAGCCCUCAUAUAGGAAACAGCUUUUUACCUGAUAAUUCUCUUCCUGUAUUAAAUCAGGACUUAACCUCCAGUGGACAAAGCACCAGCAGCUCAUCAGCUCUUUCUACCCCACCUCCUGCUGGGCAGAGUCCGGCUCAACAAGGCUCAGGAGUGAGUGGAGUUCAGCAGGUCAAUGGUGUGACAGUGGGGGCACUAGCUAGUGGAAUGCAGCCUGUAACUUCCACCAUUCCUGCCGUGUCUGCAGUGGGUGGAAUAAUUGGAGCUUUGCCAGGUAACCAACUGGCAAUUAAUGGCAUUGUAGGAGCUUUAAAUGGGGUUAUGCAGACUCCUGUCACAAUGUCCCAGAACCCUACCCCUCUCACUCACACAACUGUACCACCUAAUGCAACACAUCCAAUGCCAGCUACACUGACUAACAGUGCCUCAGGACUAGGAUUACUUUCUGACCAGCAAAGACAAUUACUUAUUCAUCAACAGCAGUUUCAGCAGUUGUUAAAUUCUCAACAGCUCACACCAGAACAACAUCAAGCCUUUUUGUAUCAGUUAAUGCAACAUCACCACCAGCAGCACCACCAGCCUGAACUUCAGCAGCUGCAGAUCCCUGGACCAACACAAAUACCCAUCAACAACCUUCUUGCAGGUACACAGGCACCCCCACUUCACACAGCUACCGCCAACCCAUUUCUCACAAUCCAUGGAGAUAAUGCAAGUCAGAAAGUAGCAAGACUUAGUGAUAAAACCGGGCCUGUAGCUCAAGAGAAAAGUUGACACCUGAGAAACAUCUAGAAAUUGCCUGUCCUGCUGUUCUAGCACUUCAUCUGGCUGCCUUUGCAGUCCUUUUACUACAGCUAUGAAGAAAUGCAACAAGAAACUUAAUGCACAACAAAGGAUUAAUUGCCGCAAGGACAUUCUUGUAAGGCUUUGAUCAGUUUUCUUGUUGCUUUGUUGCACUGAAAUGGAAUUCCCAUGCCCCUACCCCUUACCCCAAUUUUUUGAACAUGGAAAGAAAAUUUAAUACGUUUUUAAAGUGAUAUAAUUUACAUGCAAUAUGUUUAUCAACUCAAGAAUAUAGUUGGUACACAACUAGGUUUAUAAAUUGGAGAUAUGAAUAACAAAACUAAAUACUUGUUCCAUUUACAAACUACUUGAUUUUAUUGUACAAGUUGAAAUAUGCUCUUUUGUUUGGGUUACAGUAUGCUUGCUCUAAGUCAAAUUCCAAGGAACUAAUUUCUUCUGGAGUUCCAUUGAUUCAAUAUUACAAAUAUAUAGCGCAUCACCUGGGACUUGGCAAUCUUUGUUAAAAAAUAUUUCCUUUCUAAUGGGAUUUAGCCAGUUUUGGUAAUCAAGUUAGGAUGGUAAUGUCUGCAUCUGCUAAAGGUAAUUUUCUUUUGAGAAUUGCUUUCUUUAGUGUUAAGAGCUACUCAUAUUUUAAAGAAACCUUGAGUUAACUGAGUUCUGAGGCUGCUGGGGGAACCAGAUCAAUUCAAAGCGAAAUAUUUCUUUCAGAAAGGGGCCACUCUGGAAAGUGCUGGUGGGGUUUGCCCUUGAUCAAGUGCCUCCAUUGUGCUGCAAGGGCUCUAGACAGCAGGGUGGGACAGUCAGUCCUCCGAGCAGCAGGAAUCAUCCCUUCACACCUGCAGCCUUCCCAUGCUUCCGCCUUUAUUCAGAACUUUCUGUGCCACUGUAGAUAGCUCAGGCAAAACUAUUACCUGGGUAUUUAUCCACUAAUGAGUCACAAGAAAAGGAGUGGAUUUGGUAAGAAUAGAGAGUUGUUUUAUUUUAACCACUUCCCAUUACUGACCAUUAAAACAAAAGCUCACCACUAGAGUUCCUGAAAACAGGUGAAACCUGUAUGACAGCCCUUCCACUUUGGGGAGCCACACUUUUGAUGUGACAGUACCGCAGAGUGAUCCACCAUGGGGGAUGUAAUCACCAAACUGUUCUUUGGUGUGUGAAUUAUUAGUGGAAAAGACCCAGCUGUAAUUAGACCUCCACUGUGUACUUAGCUGGAAGAACAUGUUAAUUCUGCAAUAUGUCUCUUGGUUAAACAUUGCACAGUUCUUACCUCAUUUCUGUAAAUAAAGUUUUGUGAAUCUGUUUUGUAUUGUGAAAAAUUCAUAAGAUAACAUUGAUAUUUUGAUUUGUAAUAUUUCUAAUUGGUAGAUUUAAUUGAAAAGUAAAAUUAAUUUAUUUUUAUAUGUUCAGGGGAAUUUUAAAGUCAAGUAUUUUGUAGAUAAUUUAAAAAAUCAGUGUGGUUUAUUUUACUUAUUUAACCCACUGGUUGUUAUUCUGUAACAGUUUGUAUAAAUGGUAAAUUUUGAAUGUGUUGUUAUUUUACCUAGAUGUAAAAUUCCACAUGUAUUAAAGUGUACAAAGUUUUGUUAAUAAAAUUUAAUAAUGUUUAUAA
Molecule: messenger RNA, 5967 nt
Organism: Cercocebus atys (sooty mangabey)
Lineage: Eukaryota; Metazoa; Chordata; Mammalia; Primates; Cercopithecidae
Gene: MLLT10
Product: myeloid/lymphoid or mixed-lineage leukemia (trithorax homolog, Drosophila); translocated to, 10
Exons: 17
Coding region: 1692-4328 (878 amino acids)
Biological process (GO): regulation of transcription by RNA polymerase II
Cellular component (GO): nucleus
Molecular function (GO): nucleosome binding; histone binding
Source: RefSeq, a predicted model, not a curated record